This is a messenger RNA of Scaptodrosophila lebanonensis, 1326 nucleotides long. RefSeq lists its product as uncharacterized. Bases 1 to 1326 code for a protein of 441 amino acids. The transcript has a single exon. NCBI's taxonomy places the organism in Eukaryota, Metazoa, Arthropoda, Insecta, Diptera, Drosophilidae. The record is from RefSeq and is a predicted model, not a curated record.
AUGUGGCAUCAAAUGGACAACUCUGUGAUGGGUGGACUAAUGGGGCGUAUGUUUCAUGGAGCGCGUGCGAUGAAGUCCAUGUUCAGUGAUUUGUUGCCAGGUGGCACUGCUGGCUCAAGCAGUAUGCACAAUUCCAACAGCAUGCUGGACUUUUUGCCCACGGAGACUACCCGAGUCAAGUACAUUAUACGCAACCCGCAUACUAACAAACCAAUGAAGAUAAUCAAGAUGAGGGGCUCUACCAAAAAGAUAGUUAAGUUGGUCAACCCAAUCGCCAAGCCAUUGCCUAACAAGAUGAGCUUCGAUACACGCAUGCGACAAGUGGAAAAGGAACAGGAGUUGAUAGCCGAGGGCAAGCUGCCCGCGAGCAGCGAUGAGGCAAUAAUGGAGAAAUACUUUCAGCACAAAUUGAGAGGCAACAAUGAGGUCGUCUCCGGCAAGAUCAUGGAGUAUCAAAGCUGGAAGCCAGUGUACAGACCUGGUGAGCAGCCCAGCGCUUUUAUCACGCAGCGUCCACAACCGCUGACGCAGCUCCACACCGAUAUUGUGGCAAGUGGACACGAACUCUUGCCCAAGCCAGAGAAGCUGGUGGCCUCACAAGGCGGAGAUGACGAAAUAGAUGCCGACGACGUGCAUCUGCAGAAUGCGUUGGGUCGCCACACUUAUGAGGUGACCGAGCACACUGGCGAGGAAAGCGGUGAGGUACAUGUGCACAUACCAAUAACAGCGUUCGGCCCAAUGGAAAGCGGUUUUGUGCCCUCCAAGCAUCAGUAUCGGGCACGCAAUGGCUCAACAACCACCAGCACCACCACCGAGGCCCCAAACUAUCCCGCAGCUUAUCUUAAAAAGUAUCGCGAGCGAGAGCGCGAGCAUUCCCAAGCAACAAAGCAUGGCAAGCGCCAUAAGCAACACCAACAACAUCAGCACAAAGAGGUGAUUAUAAUCCAUACGGACUCAGAACCCUGGCUGCCAACGCCGACGCCGUCUUCCGCCUCCAAUUCCAAUCACUCCAUGAGUAGUUUACGUGCGCGCUUGCAGGAGCAGCAGCGCAAGGAUGCGCAUCAGCAGAAGGACAAACAUCAAAGUGAUGAGGAAAUGGAGGCGACGCUGGUCGAUGCCAUGCAGGGAGAUAAGUGGCCGGCGGAGGUGAAGCACACCUAUCUGAGCAUAGGGCCCAGCGCCGUUGCCUACAUGCAGCCAGAUGAAACGGAGCAGCAGCCCCUGCAUUACAGGUUGCCUAAGUCGGAGUAUAAGCGACAGCACUCCAAUCUCCGACAGCGCGGCUCCAUCAAGUUUGGUGAUAAGCCCGUCUACGAUGAGAUGUGA